Molecule: messenger RNA, 2341 nt
Organism: Diuraphis noxia (Russian wheat aphid)
Lineage: Eukaryota; Metazoa; Arthropoda; Insecta; Hemiptera; Aphididae
Product: putative sodium-dependent multivitamin transporter
Biological process (GO): sodium ion transport; transmembrane transport
Cellular component (GO): membrane
Molecular function (GO): symporter activity
Source: RefSeq, a predicted model, not a curated record
GAGGACGGGAACUUCACUGAUAUAAUAUUAUAAUUAAAUUAAAAUACAUUAUAAUUAUUAUUGUCAUACAGGUUAUAACUUCUAAGUUCUAAUUAGGUAGUUAUAAUAACUUAUUAGCACUACGUACAAUAAAACAUGAGAUGAACUCAUUUGUCAGUCUGAACUUCUAAUCUUUGGCAAUUAUUAUAAUAUUAUUCGCAUAUUGUCAUCGAGUAUACCUAUCGACUGUUUGGAUUUUGGAAUGUUUAGAUAGCAAGAUAGCUACAAAUAAUAUCGCGAUCGACAUUGUURUAAUCGCAUGAUCAUUAAUACAAUAUGGAUGAAUCAUGUGACACAAUGUGAGAUGUCACAUGACAAUAUGACAUGCAGUGGCAAUGACUACAAAAUCAAAAAUUUCAUGAUUUGUAUUAAUGUGUUCAUCAUACUAUUUUUUAAGUGUUACGACUUUAAACUUUAUUAAUGAAAUAUAAUCUUCGGUCUACUGCAGAUUAGAAUAUUAUUAUUUUUAUCUCCUUAAUAUUAAUUUUGAAUUAUAUGUCGUUAGUUCAUACUAAUAACGUCGGUCGUCGGCUAUGUGAUGACAGUUCACUCAAUCAUAAAAAGUACCUAUUUGUAACGAUAGCAUUAUAACGGGAUCGCAAUGGCGUUCGGUGUUGUUGAUUAUAUCGUGUUUGCAAUUAUGUUGGUAAUGUCUGCAUCAAUAGGCAUUUACUACAGAUUUACUGGGGGUAAACAGAAAACAACACAGGAAUACAUGCUGGGUAACAAAAAUCAAGGUAUUUUACCAGUUGCAUUUUCGUUGAUGGCCAGUUUUAUGUCUGCCAUAACAUUAUUCGGCGUGAGUGCRGAAAACUAUUAUCAUGGUACACAAUUUGUUGCCAUUAAUGUAGCUUACAUCUUGGGAACUCCAAUAAUUGCAUAUGUAUUUUUACCUGUAUUCUUCAAACUUGGAAAUUUAUCAGUUUAUGAAUAUUUGGAAAAAAGAUUUGGUCGAUGGACAAGGACUGUUACAUCUAUAGCAUUUAGCACUCAAAUGAUAUUAUACAUGGCAAUAGUUUUAUAUGCACCAUCAUUGGCUUUAGGAGCUAUAACUGGAUUAACCUUAACCUCUUCUAUUACACUAGUUGGUUUAGUAUGUAUAUUCUAUUCGACGAUUGGAGGAAUUAAAGCAGUCAUUAUUACAGACGUAUUUCAAUCAUUACUAAUGUUUGCUUCAAUAUUUGCUGUAAUUGGAGUUGCUAUGUAUGAAACUGGUGGAAUAUCACAAAUUUGGAAGAUUGCUGAUAAAUAUGGACGAAUUGAAUUUAAUAAUUUUAACAUAGAUCCCACUGAAAGACAUAGUUGGUUUAGUUUGGUGAUUGGUGGUAUGUUUACCUAUGUUUCAUUGUAUGCAAUAAAUCAAACACAAGUACAGAGGUAUUUAACUAUGAAAGACUACAAUACAGCAGUUAAAUCUUUAUGGUGUAGCUUACCCCUUUUGUCAUUGCUAUCUAUUUCAACAAGUUUUUCUGGGUUGGCAAUGUUUUCAAAGUACUAUGACUGUGACCCAAUAAAGUCAAAGCGUAUAUCAAGCGUAGAUCAGUUGAUGCCUUUGUAUGUAUCGGAUACUAUGGGAUCAAUUCCAGGGUUGACUGGAUUAUUUGUUGCUGGUAUAUUUUCAGCUGCAUUAAGUUCUGUUUCACCAGUGCUUAACUCUUUAGCCGCUGUUACAAUGGAAGAUUAUCUUAAGCCUUUUAUGAAAAAAGAUAUUACUGAUAAAACACGAGUAUUUUAUAUGAAAAUAUUAGUCCUUGCCUAUGGUGGAAUUUGUUUGAUAUUAGCUUUUUUGAGUCAAUAUUUGGGCUCAAUACUACAAACUUCAUUAGUCAUAUUUGGAGUGAUUGGUGGACCAGUAUUAGCAGUAUUCACACUGGGAAUACUAUUACCUCAUGUUAACCAAAAAGGUUCAUUGACUGGUCUUGUGAUUGGUUUGAUAUUUUCAUUUUCAAUUGGAUUUGGUAGACCUAUAGCCAAAAAUUUGCCCACGUACAUAAAUGCAUGUCCUACGGUGCUAAAUCAAACCCUUCAACAAUCUUCGUUGGUGCAUAAUGUGUCAGAAAAUGAUGAUUACUCUUAUUGGCAUCGCAUUAGUUACAUGUAUUGUAUAGUUCUUGGGUUUAUAGUAACAUUCUUUGUUGCACUCGUGGUUAGUUCAAUUUUCAAAGAAGAACGUUGUCAUAAUCCAGAUCUGUUUACACCAUUUGUUGCCAAACGWUUUAGAAAAAACGGAUUAUUAUUGAAAAAAAAAAUUAUCAAAACGGAUGUAAGAAUUGCAGAUGAGUUGAAUCAAAUAUUAAGUUAA